Messenger RNA from Didymosphaeria variabile, 867 nucleotides. RefSeq lists its product as uncharacterized. The coding region runs from base 1 to 867 and encodes 288 amino acids. The transcript is spliced from 2 exons. The record is from RefSeq and is a predicted model, not a curated record. Lineage: Eukaryota; Fungi; Ascomycota; Dothideomycetes; Pleosporales; Didymosphaeriaceae.
AUGUCUGACUCUCCUUCCCCUACAUCCUUCUCAUCUGCAUCCCCACCCUCUAUCCCCAUCUCUCGGUACGAAAAAUUCAAGGCGAAGCUCGCACCCUUCCGAGAUGCUGCCAUUGGGUAUGUCGAAGGGUUACAGGUAGUCUCCGAAAAGGUCAUCUUUGGCAUCACGCUCCACGAUAUGGAUGAUUUGAAGUUGGACGAUCUUUACUGGGAGACCAAGAAUAACACUGCCUUCCACGGCAUCCUGCACAAGAAGAAGAAGUCAAGCGACGAGAAGACCUGGAACGAAGACCUCGACGAAGACCUUCGCUUGGCAGCGUUCUUUACCUCGAACUGCUCAAAGGCAGUUUACUGUUUUCUCCCGCAGGUUCGCAAGAUACUAGAUGAUGACCCGGACUUCGACAAAGCUUCCUGGUCCCGCCAGUACAUCGAUCCCAAGCUCAUCCUCUUCGACGUUGAUCAGGAUGGAAACCAGCGCAAGAGCCCUCUGUCUUUCCUCGCACACGACUUCAUCACCAUCACGUGCAAAGACAGUCAACGCUUUGUUCUAGACGUCGCCGGGGACCAAUUCGGCAUCGAGGAGUGGUUCUAUACCAAGAAGGGCUACUGGAAGCUACUCCUCGAAGGCCGGUUCCCCGAAAUCACCACCGAGGCUGCUAAGGCACAUCAUGUUGAGGAGGAGGAUAAUAGGAAUCCAGCGCUGAGGAUUGCAGUCGAGGAAGCGCUGGAAGAGGUCAAGGCUGACUGGGCUCGAUACAACUUGACCUGGAAUGAUAUCUACCUCUUGCCUGAGGAGAAACAAGAUGAGCUGCGACAAGGUAUUGUUACCAAGGUGAGAGCGAAGGUAGUAGCAGCACUUCGUGGCUGA